This is a messenger RNA of Onychostoma macrolepis, 1619 nucleotides long. RefSeq names its product myelin protein zero-like 3 (gene mpzl3). Gene Ontology annotation, cellular component: membrane. The transcript is spliced from 6 exons. The coding region runs from base 146 to 874 and encodes 242 amino acids. The record is from RefSeq and is a predicted model, not a curated record. Lineage: Eukaryota; Metazoa; Chordata; Actinopteri; Cypriniformes; Cyprinidae.
AGUCUGAAGCGUCACUUCCGGUCUCACCUGUUGGGCAGGUAUCAAAGACUCAAACAUGGAGGACAAAUACAAACCAGCGACAUAAACGCGACUAAUAUCUGCUCAUAUUCACUCGCAUGCGAUCAUAUAUGUGCUGUUAUUUGUCAUGGAUGUGAACAGAAGCUCGUCUAGAGGAGUUUUAUCGUGUGUUUUCGUCGGUUUCGUGCUGCUGAGGAGCGUGUGUUGUAUCUCAGUCGUGGCUCCAGCAGAGGUCAGUGUGGUCAGAGGAGGCACUGUGACCCUGACCUGCUCCUUCACCUCCUCCAGCAGGAUCACCAGCCUCAUGUCCAUCGACUGGACCUUCAGACCCGACAGCGGCGGUCCUGCCAAAACAAUCUUUCACUUCUUGUCUCAAGCGUACCUGCCGGAGGAGGAUUAUUUUAAGGGUCGUGUGAAGUGGGUCGGCAGCCCGUCGCGGGGCGACGCAUCGAUCCAGCUUCUAAACGCCUCGCUCACUGAUAACGGCACGUACAGCUGCUCCGUACACAACCCUCCCGACGUCCACGGACAGCCGGCCCAGACCGCCCUCACGGUCACACCAAAGAGGCUGUCGCUGAUGUUCACGGACGUCGGCGUGCUGCUGGUGUUUGUUCUGGUUCCGUCAGGAAUCAUCACGCUGGUGCUGCUGGGUCGAAUCCUGUGUCCGUGCUGGUCCGUGUCAGAGAAGAGCUCCGCCACCCAUCACUCGCCCAUCGAGGAGGUCACUGGUGAUGAGGAUUUCUACGGACAGACGCAGCAGAAACGCACCCUGCGCUGCUGCUACUUAAAGGAUUUUGAAUAUGAGGACGACUACAUGAUGCAUGAAAAACAGCAUGAACACACCUACACCAACUAACAACUCCUGAGUGUGUGUGUGUGUGUGUGUGAGAGAGUGUGUAUGGAUAAAGUUUGCUAAAGAUUGUUCGAGUGGGUAAUUUUGAUUAUUUAUGAUAGAAAAUGAUGGACUGUUACUGUAAUCUAUGAAUUAAAUGGCUAUAAAGCGGAGUGGCAACCAGCCAGAAGACGAUCUGAUUGGACAUCAGUGAAUCUGCAUACAGCGUCUCCUCAGACGGUCACAUGAUCACUCUCUGGAGAGAUUCGGGCGUUCUGAUUGGCUGAGGUCCCGCAUGUGUCUCUGGUUGUUACUCUGAUGAAGAUCUUUGUACAGAUCCUGUAUUUUAGAUAAAGAUGAAAUAUAACUUUAACAUUAUGAAUUUCUACAUUAUCUUUGAUCUGUGUCUCAUGUAACAACCAUCAUAGAGCAGCAUUAGCCUCUGAAGUCCGUCUCCGUUUGCUUCCUCUGGGAUUUUCUUCAUUCCAGUUGGAGGCUUUAUUACUGACGGUGACGCUGCUGAUUUCAGCUGUUUAAUUAACCAGAAAGCUUUCAGUUAAUGCUGAAAUAUGAUCAACGUCAUUCAUUUCCAUGCGCUGUACAGCAGCAGGAUGAUUCUCUAUAAUAGCUCUAAAUGCAGAUGUCUGUAAGUUGCCAAACAGGGUUGAGUUGUUGUGCUUGUACGGAUGUUUUUUCUAAUGUUUAAGGUCAAAUAUAUUGUAGUAUUAACAAACUGAACAAAAUAUAAAUAAAGAGCAUUUAAAUGAAA